AGAAAAUACUUGUCCUCUCAGGAACCCAUCUAUGGAUACGUUGGUGCCUUCAAAUCCAGAUAGAUCUACAGGUGGACCAAUUCCUUGACUUCAUGAGAGGGAAAUCACUUGUUGGACACUUUUUGGCCGCUAUCUACCCAAGUGGAGAUGUCUGAGGAACAUUUGGGGGAAGAAUCGGUCAGCUCCCCUGUCUCUCCUGUGGACAGCCAGAGCAACAGCGAGGGGGAGCAGGACAGUCAGCCGAAGAGGUGUGGGAGGAAGAGGAGACCGAGCAGGAAAAACGGGGAGGACUCAGAUAGCCCGACCCCUGGGAAACGAGGGAAGAAAUCAAACAGCAGCAGCCCCCAGUCUUUCGAGGAUCUCCAGUCGCAGCGGGUCAUGGCAAACGUCCGGGAGCGCCAGAGGACCCAGUCUCUCAACGAAGCGUUCACAUCUUUGCGGAAAAUUAUCCCCACUUUGCCCUCGGACAAACUCAGCAAAAUACAGACCCUAAAACUUGCAGCCAGAUACAUCGACUUCCUCUACCAGGUGCUUCAGAGCGACGAGCUGGACGCCAAAAUGGCAAGUUGUAGUUAUGUGGCUCAUGAGAGGCUGAGCUACGCCUUCUCAGUGUGGAGGAUGGAGGGCGCUUGGUCCAUGUCAACAUCUCACUAGUAUCUGGAGAAAUUAUGCCCUAAAUGGUGACUGCUGAAUCUUCUGAUCACAUUCUGACGGGACACAUCUGGAGUCCAAUGCUGGAUACAUGGGAUCACUCUAUUUAAACCAAAGACGACAGAAACUUUGUGGGAUCAUUUUUGCCAAGGCCCGACAUGGACUUGCAGCCGUGCCUUAGCUCCAUACACUCCCAUUCUAAUGCGUUUUCACGUUGUUGACGACGAAUGUUGAAAAUAUCCUGUUUUUGUAGGAAAAGGCGUUUAUAAUGAACGUCUUUGGGCUUGUUUCUGUGGAGGUCAUAGUGCAUUAUUGAAGCAGUUGUGAGUCUGUCAACUGGUGGUGUAGCUCACAUUAUAGGCUGACUGUGUGGAUCUAACCUGUGCAAAACAUAUUUUCAGAAUACAUUUAUUUAUUUAUUGGUGAAACGUGGUACUUUGAGGAAUUGAUAUUGUGUCUGAAGUACAAAAUGCAUUCCUAUUUUUUACUAUCGUUUGUUGUAAAUGUUUGUUGUAAAUGUUUGUAUAUUUUUUUGCAUUAAAGAAAAUGACAAUCAAA
Messenger RNA from Notothenia coriiceps (black rockcod), 1209 nucleotides. It is a transcript of the gene twist1b, whose product is annotated as twist family bHLH transcription factor 1b. Lineage: Eukaryota; Metazoa; Chordata; Actinopteri; Perciformes; Nototheniidae. The record is from RefSeq and is a predicted model, not a curated record. Gene Ontology annotation, biological process: developmental process; regulation of transcription by RNA polymerase II. The transcript is spliced from 2 exons. The coding region runs from base 148 to 654 and encodes 168 amino acids. Gene Ontology annotation, molecular function: protein dimerization activity; DNA-binding transcription factor activity, RNA polymerase II-specific; RNA polymerase II transcription regulatory region sequence-specific DNA binding.